This is a messenger RNA of Cyprinodon variegatus (sheepshead minnow), 3838 nucleotides long. Its product is annotated as GRB2-associated-binding protein 1-like. The record is from RefSeq and is a predicted model, not a curated record. Bases 414 to 2699 code for a protein of 761 amino acids. Lineage: Eukaryota; Metazoa; Chordata; Actinopteri; Cyprinodontiformes; Cyprinodontidae. The transcript is spliced from 13 exons.
ACCCGGGAGAGGAGGGGGGAAAUAACUCUGCUGGGAAGUUGAAACCGGCUCAGGAGGAGGUGUGAUUCUCUUACUUGGCCAUCGACAGUUACACUCAGCUCUGCCAUAUAGGGAUGAGCUGAGAUGUUAUGAAUGCAGCUGGAUUGUAUUGGAAAAAGAACAGCAAGCUUCUUGGUAUUCCUGGCAUUUUGGAAACCUUUUGAUGAUCUCUUCUGACACUGGACUGCACUGAAGCCCUGAUGGAGGAAACUAAUCACAGUUCUUUGAAUUAAGCUUGCAAUUAUAAAUAAUUGACACUUUUAGCCAAGAAUCUGGCUACCAGGAAUCUUAAUUAAAAGCCCUUGAUUGCUUUGAAACCUGACUUGGUGUGUGGAGAGCCAGCUAAUUGAUUAAUUGAUCAGGAAAACAUCAGGAUGAGUGGAGAGGGGGACGUGGUGUGUGAUGGUUGGCUACGAAAAUCACCUCCAGAGAAGAAGCUGCGACGAUAUGCAUGGAAAAGACGUUGGUUUGUCCUGCGAAGUGGUCGACUAAGUGGAGAACCAGAUGUCCUUCAGUACUACAAGAACCAGCAUUCCAGACGGCCGAUUGGCACCAUCAAUUUGAAUCUCUGUGAGCAGGUAGAUGCUGGCCUCUCCUUCACAAAAAAAGAGCUGGAGAGCAGCUUUGUUUUUGACCUGCGAACCGCAGAGAGAACCUGGUACCUGGUGGCCGAGUCUGAGGAGGACAUGAACCGCUGGGUGACGUCCAUUUGUCUCCUUUGUGGCUUCAAUCCCACCGAUGAUGUUUCAGAAAGGACACCAAACUCCACCUCUGCCUCUGUGACCACAUCCAGGGGCACACCCGCUAUCUCCAUGGUAACAGUGUCCCUCCCAACCCCAUAUGACCCAGUCAGUGUGCGUCAUCUGGAGCAUGUUAGCGGUGCUGAGGAAGACUAUCUGUGGCUAUCAAACUGCCAGACUCACACCAGACCUCCUUUGGGUUCAUCCACCUCUCUUGAAACAGACAACAAUGAUACCCUCUACCCUCCUCCAUUGGCCACCUCUUCCUCCUCUUCCUGCUCUUCCUCUCCUUCCCUUCCACCUAACAGCCUUCCAUCCUCAACGGGCUUCCGGAUGGCUCCUUGGACAGUAGCUGCCAUGACGAGCCCACUGAGUCAGUCCUUGGAUGCCAGCAUGACUUCUGACUUCCAGAAAAGAGCUGCCAGACCUCAUUGCCACCCCUCCCCUCAUCCUAGAAAGCACUCCUUAGAUUUCCACCUGCGCCCUGCAGCUUUGCCACUGAGCGAUGACAAUCACUCCAGCAUCAACUCGCAACCUUCAAGUACAAGUGGCUACCAGAUCCCACGACCAGCAGCCACUCCACAACCACCUCCUCCUCGGCGUCCCUCUUCAACACCUAGUGUGGAUUCGUUAACUCAGGCCGAGCUCAACACUGCCAUUCCAACUCCUCCUCCUCGACCACCCAAGCCCCAAGCCGUGACACCACAUGGAGACAGCUCCACUGCUGGCACAGGGCCUGCUACACUACCAAGAGCAAACUCGGUGCCAGAGAAGAGAGAUGAAAGCUUUAACCAAGGUAAACUAAUGAAAGGUAGCGAGUCUGUCUUCUUUCCUCGGUCUCAAUCUGAAAGAGCUACCAUGUUUGAGUUCAGUGAGAGCUUUAACACCUACUUUUUUAAUAAAGGCAUGGUGCCACUUGGUAGCGUUUGUUAUGAAGAUGAUGAUGUAAAUGAAAACUAUGUUCCUAUGAGUGCUGCCACCACUGAGCCACCAGUUACAGCAAGGCUCCAUCCAGGAGGCCCAACUGACUCUACUACUGAGCUCCGAGAUGGCAACUACGUCCCAAUGACCCCCCUGAUCUCUUCCCUUUCUGCUAAUCCCAUUCCUGCCACGUGUGACCUAGCAUUCCUGGGGAGGCAAGUGCCUCCACCUGCCCACAUGGGUUUUCGGAAUUCCACCAUGACUCCUGUCAUUCCCUCUACACCACCAACGCGAAGAAAUACAAUAACCAACAGUAAUGUGGGUGAAGCAGAAGUCGUGCCUCCCCCAAUCCAUCGUAAUCUGAAGCCACAAAGAAAAGGAGCUGGUGGCAGUCACACUGUGGAGAAACACAGCAACCAGAGCUCUGUAGAAAUGAAUCAUAAAACAAAAGUAAAACCAGCUCCCCUAGAGAUCAAACCAGUAUCUCAGGACUGGCAGGAAGUCCCACCUCCUGUUCGCUCACCUGUCACUCGAACCUUUACUCGAUGCCCAUCAACACGGGGCUCAUUUAUUCAGAGCUCUGUGCAAAGUUCAUCCCCCUCCUCGGAUUCUGAUGACCCAGAUGACAGCUAUGUUACCAUGGUGACCUCCAACCUCAGUCAUAGUGCUGGAGAGCAGUCUCUUAGGAUGAUUCUCCACCGAGCCUCUGAAGGUGGAGUCAGCAGCCCUUUACUACAACGAGCAAAAGCUGAAAAACAGGUGGAGUAUUUGGACCUGGAUCUCCAUACAGGACGAUCAACACCAACCAGACAGAAACGUUCCACUGCAGAGGGUGGAACCAACAGCAAUGAGCCAGUUGGAGCGGGUGACGAAAGAGCACGAGGUGAUCGCAGACGUGUAGACUAUGUGGUUGUGGAUCCGAAAAGGACCAAGGCCCUGAAAAACACUCGAGAGGCCUGGCAUGAUGGGAGAAUGUCCACAGAAAAGGAGAAAAGCUAAAAAAAAGGCCAAGAAGAACGCAUGCCGACAGGAUAAACAUCUUUGAUAUCAUAAGAAAAGAGACACAAUUCUUUGUUUGAAGCAAUAAAUCACUAAAUUUUAACUUCUUGUUUUCUUUUCGUUUGUUUUCUUUUGCUGAAAGGCUUAACUAAAAUAUAAAUGACUUAUAAAUAAUAUGAAUGGCACAAACAUUCACUUUUUGUGGCCACCUUGUGAUCAUUUAUUUUAUCUACAGAAAGUCCAAUGGCACUCAACAGCCACGUUAUUAGAUACACCUCACUAGUCCCCAUUUUACCAUCAGAAUUGCAUUAGUUCUUCUUGGCAUAGAUCAAAGAAGGAGUCAGAAACAUUUCUCAGAGAUUUGGUCUAUUCUAACAUGGUAGCAUCAUGCUUUUGCUCUUGUUUUCCCAAAAUUCAUAUGAUGAUUUGUCAAUCUUGGUCAUGUGACUAUGAACAUCAUGGAAACACAGACCUAUUAUCUUGCUAUUGCCUAUUACCUAUUAUCUAUCAAAGUUAUUUGUGCUUUUUGAUGUGGUGCAUCAUCCUGCAGGAUGUAGCCAUCAGAAGGCAUGAACAUGAUUAGCAGUAACAUUAAGGCAGGAAAAAGUGUUUGAAAAAUGCUCAGCUGGUAUUAAGAGAUCCAAAUUGUUGCAAGAAAAUGUUUCCUAUACCACUAACCACUACGUCUCUGAAUGGCUCAUAAAUGAGCCAUGCUUUUAUGCAAUCAAGGCCAAGUUCUGAACUCACCGUCCUUCUUUAAAACCCUACUUUUUUGUCACCAUUGGUAAUUUUUACUAUUUUUGUUUUCUUUCACACGGAUAUUUUCAUGCUAUCCUCCACACAGCUUUUGCUCACAGUCUAAUUUCAGUUUCUUAGACUGUUUCCUGUUACCCUUAGAGAUGGAUGUUAGUGAAAUACCAGCAGAUAACGGCAUCUAUACCAUUGAUAAGUUGAUUAUUCUUUGCAUGUUAACAAUAAGUUGAACAGGUUUACCUAACAAGGUGGCCAGCAAGUUAAAAUCUUUUUUAUUUACUAAAUUUAACACGUUUAUGGUAUGGUAUAUAUCAGGGGAAGACUUAAGGAAAUUGUUGAGGUUUUAGUGACUUACAUUUUUAAAAGUAGUUCAAAGGGUGUGUUUU